This is a messenger RNA of Physeter macrocephalus (sperm whale), 4342 nucleotides long. It is a transcript of the gene ASPH, whose product is annotated as aspartate beta-hydroxylase. Lineage: Eukaryota; Metazoa; Chordata; Mammalia; Artiodactyla; Physeteridae. Gene Ontology annotation, biological process: peptidyl-aspartic acid hydroxylation. Gene Ontology annotation, cellular component: endoplasmic reticulum; membrane. Bases 181 to 2580 code for a protein of 799 amino acids. The record is from RefSeq and is a predicted model, not a curated record. Gene Ontology annotation, molecular function: peptidyl-aspartic acid 3-dioxygenase activity; protein binding. The transcript has 28 exons.
AGGCACGCGGGCCAAAGUCCUCAGAGGCGCUGCGGGCGGUGCCGAGACACCCUCGCGGCUGCAGUAGCCGCAGCCCGCACCCGCUGCAGCGCCCGUCGCAGUCAGCGCGCCCCGCGCCGCCCGCGUCCCCCACGCCCUGAGGGAGCCUCCCACCCCUCGCCUGCUCCAGCGGUGCGCGCGAUGGCCCCGCGCAAGAAUGCCAAGGGCGGCGGCGGCAACAGCAGCAGCAGCAGCAGCAGUUCCAGCAGCCCGAGCAGCUGCACCAGCGGCGGCAGCAGCAGCCCCGGGGCCCGGAGAGAGACAAAGCACGGAGGACACAAGAAUGGGAGGAAAGGAGGACUUUCUGGAAGUUCGUUUUUCACGUGGUUUAUGGUCAUUGCAUUGCUCGGAGUCUGGACAUCGGUAGCUGUGGUCUGGUUUGAUCUUGUUGAUUACGAGGAAGUGCUAGCCAAAGCAAAGGACUUCCGUUAUAACUUAUCAGAGGUUCUUCAAGGAAAACUGGGAAUCUAUGAUGCUGAUGGUGAUGGAGAUUUUGAUGUAGAUGAUGCCAAAGUUUUAUUAGAAGGACCUGGUGGGGUAGCCAAGAGAAAAACCAAGGCUAAAGGCCUUAAAGAAAGAUCUGCUCCAAAGCCAACAGUCCCACCAGAAGAGACAGAGCCGUACCCUUGGCUGGAGGAUCAGGUUCUGGAGGGGCCAGGGCCUCAGAAUAUUGAAGAUGAAGUACAAGAACAAGUUCAGUCACUUCUUGAUGAAACGAUAUAUGCAGAACAUGGAGAGGACCUGCACCAAGAACAGGAUGGACCAGCAGGAGAACUGCAGCCCGAAGAUGGUAUCUUUGCAGGAGGUGUUACAGAUGACAGAUAUGAACCUGUGGGAACUGGAGCAGUGCAUGAAGAAACUGAAGAUAGCUACCAUGUAGAAGAGACAGCUUCACCAGCCUACAGUCAGGAUAUGGAAGACAUGAUAUAUGAACAGGAAAAUCCAGAUUCCAGUGAACCAGUGGUAGAUGAUGCUGGAAGAACGUAUCAAGAAGCAGAUGACAUCACCUACCAAGAGUAUGAUGAGCAAGAUUAUGUUUUCACUUCUUCCCAGAUGAAAGAAGUAGGGUUCAGAGAAUCGUUUGAGCCGUCGGAAAAUGAAGGGACAGAAAGUUCAGAUAAUGCUGUAGAUGACUCAAACACAAUUUUAGAAGAGGUGCACGUGCCCCCUGCAGAGGAACAGCGAGAAGUGCCACCAGAAACAAAUAAGAAAACAGAUGAUCCAGAAAAAAAAGGAAAAGUGAAGAAAAAGAAGCCUAAACUAUUAAAUAAACUUGAUAAGACUAUUAAAGCUGAACUCGAUGCUGCAGAGAAACUCCGUAAACAGGGAAAAAUUGAGGAAGCAGUGCAUGCGUUUGAAGAACUAGUUCAGAAGUACCCUCAGAGUCCAGGAGCGCGAUAUGGGAAAGCAAAGUGUGAAGAUGAUUUGGCUGAGAAGAGGAGGAGCAAUGAGAUUCUGCGCAGGGCCAUCAAAAGCUACCAAGAGGCGGCCAGCCUGCCUGACGUCCCCGCAGACCUGGUGAAGCUGAGCUUGAAGCGGCAGUCAGACAGACAGCAAUUUCUAGGUCACAUGAGAGGUUCCCUGCUUACUUUGCAGAAAUUAGUUCAACUAUUUCCUGAUGAUACUUCCUUAAAGAAUGACCUUGGAGUGGGGUACCUCUUGAUAGGAGAUAAUGAUAGUGCCAAGAAGGUUUAUGAAGAGGUUCUGAAUGUGACGCCUAAUGACGGUUUUGCUAAAGUGCAUUAUGGCUUUAUUCUGAAGGCACAGAACAAGAUCGCUGAGAGCAUCCCCUAUCUAAAGGAAGGAAUAGAAUCUGGGGAUCCUGGCACUGAUGAUGGGCGAUUUUAUUUCCACCUGGGGGAUGCCAUGCAAAGAGUUGGAAACAAAGAGGCAUAUAAGUGGUACGAGCUUGGGCACCAGAGGGGCCACUUUGCAUCUGUGUGGCAGCGCUCACUCUACAACGUUCAUGGACUGAAAGCCCAGCCGUGGUGGACCCCCAAGGAAACGGGCUACACGGAAUUAGUGAAGUCCUUAGAAAGAAACUGGAAGUUAAUCCGAGAUGAAGGCCUUGCAGUGAUGGAUAGAGCCCAGGGCCUGUUUCUGCCUGAAGAUGAGAACCUGAGGGAAAAGGGUGACUGGAGCCAGUUUACACUGUGGCAGCAAGGAAGAAAAAAUGAAAAUGCCUGUAAAGGAGCUCCUAAAACCUGUUCUUUACUAGAUAAAUUCCCCGAGACGACAGGAUGCAGAAGAGGACAGAUCAAGUAUUCCGUCAUGCACCCGGGAACCCACGUGUGGCCGCACACGGGACCCACGAACUGCAGGCUCCGAAUGCACCUGGGCUUGGUGAUUCCCAAGGAAGGCUGCAAGAUCCGAUGUGCCAACGAGACCAAGACGUGGGAGGAAGGCAAGGUGCUCAUCUUUGAUGACUCCUUUGAGCAUGAGGUGUGGCAGGAUGCCACGUCUUUCCGGCUGAUCUUCAUCGUGGAUGUGUGGCACCCCGAGCUGACACCCCAUCAGAGACGCAGCCUUCCUGCGAUUUAGCAUUUUGCGCAGGCUGAGGACACGCUGGAGAGAGGCUGCCUUUCUGGUUCAGUCACCUUGGAUGUGGGCAUAGACGUUCAAACACCACAGCCCUUAAUUCCCUUGAUUUGCAGCCUGAAAAAUUCUAAACCUCCUCCGAGGGUUGGAUGACACUAAGGAGAAUGUAUGCCUCGCUGCAAUUCUUUUAGAAAACACCUGCGGUAUUUCAUCCAUGACAGCCCCCACCUGAUGCCUGUAUUCCAGGUGAACCCAUGAUAGCUUCUACCUUGCCGGCCAAAGAUAUUUUUUCCACUUAGAAUAGGCGAAAUCAGUGUAAAUGAGAGUAUGUGUAGAAACUGUGAAUGGAUUGCUUUAGUUUGUAAUUUUUCUGUGCAAUUAUAUUUUUCUAGGGUAGCAGGAUGAUUUUGUCAUCACACACCACUACUUUUUUGUUGAGUUUAAUGACAAGCUGUAUAAACGUUUUAGUUCUGCUUAAUCGUAACUUUCCUAGUGAACUCAGACGUCCCUCUUUUAAUUAUUUUUAGUAAAAGGCACUCAUAUGAAAAAAAGAUUCUAUUUUCCUAAUACAAAGGAGAAAGACAUAAUUAUGCCAGUGUCUCAUGAACCGUACUGCUCCCUACCCAUUGAGUCUCUUUGCUUUUUUGUCAUCAUUGAGAGCUGGUGUCUUAAUUUCUCUCCUCGCUAUGUGAAUGGUGGAGAUACUGUCAAAAUGGUAUUUCUUUCUAAGAGGAACUUUUUACACUGAAGAAGGACUUGGAGUCAUUUUGUAAUGAGUUAUAACAAUGACGCAUGUAAAUUUUGUUAAUGUCAAGCACUAGGCAUUAGAAAACAAAAAGUAACAUUUCUCCAAGUGAAAAUUUUCUCUUGGGAUCAGGUAGAUAGGGGGCUGCUAGGACACCUGGCUCCUGGCCUCUGUGCGUCUAUGAAACAGGGCUGGAAUCCAGAGUGUUUUCUCUUGUGGAUCCUUGUGAGUGAUGAGGUCGUUGAAAGGAUUCCCAUCAAAAUUUUGUAAAAUUCUGAAGGAUGGCAAAGUGGAAGACCAAGAAUGCCAGGAUCUCUGUCCUGCGUGUAGGAUGUAAAAAUUGCUUUCCUCUUUGAAACUGUUUGGAAGACUUUGACAUCUCCCUGGCUUGAGAAACUUCUGCCAUUUAAGCUUCACUUUGAGAUGGCAAUUAUUAUUGAUAGUUUAGCUGUAAAAUUUCCUACUGCAUAGAAAGAACAGUUGCCUACUCGUUCCAAAGAUGACCACAUCAUUAAUUUAGUGGAAUAUUAAUGCAUUAAAUUUUGUGUUUUUUUAAUCAAAGCUAACUAGAAAUGUUAGCUAUAAGAAUGUAAUGAUAUUCAUGCACUGAAUUUUAAGCCAAUAUGAACAAAAAUGCUGGAGAAAUGACACAUAGGUUACCAGAUUUCGUUCGCAGGUAGAAAAAACACUUGUGCUUUCUUUUCCAUUGAAGGACAAAGAAGGAUGCUUUCUUUAUCUUAUAUAGAAAACAUUCUUUAAUAUUGAAAUGAACCCCCUUUGCUUGUCUUUAAGGACUUCAGCUUCCAGUCAAAGAGUUUGUAAAAUAUUUGUCCUCUUUCCUUCUGUUUUGCCAAUGUUGAAAAAUCUCACUAAAAUAGAUGAAAAAGCAUGUGAGGAAAAAUAUCAAAAUUAAUUACCGAAAUCCAGAAGAAAAAGCAAACUCUUGAAAAAUAAAAAAGCAUUUGUGUCCUUCAGUAUUUAUUGAACAGAAGAAAUGACUGACAAAGAACAAUACAAUCU